Messenger RNA from Anolis sagrei ordinatus, 3801 nucleotides. It is a transcript of the gene ADORA2A, whose product is annotated as adenosine A2a receptor. Lineage: Eukaryota; Metazoa; Chordata; Lepidosauria; Squamata; Anolidae. Gene Ontology annotation, cellular component: plasma membrane. Gene Ontology annotation, molecular function: G protein-coupled adenosine receptor activity. The record is from RefSeq and is a predicted model, not a curated record. Gene Ontology annotation, biological process: G protein-coupled adenosine receptor signaling pathway; adenylate cyclase-activating G protein-coupled receptor signaling pathway.
CCCCCUUCUUCACCAAUCCCUGAAGAAGGGAGGAAGGGGGCGUGGCCUUCAACUCUCUCCGCCUCUUCACACAUCCCAAAAGAAGGAAGGAAAGAAAGUAAGAAAGCGUGGCCUGAUAUAUUGGGGGAGUGGCCCAGGCUAUUCCUUUCUCGACCCCCUUCACCUAUUCCAGAAGGAAGGGGCGUGGCCUAAACUAUUGGGCGAGUGGCCUAAUCAUCCCUCUCUCUCUUCGACCCCUUCUCUACCAAUCAAGGAAGGAAGCAAGUGGGGUGCGACCUGGACUGUUCUUCUCUGGCCUCGCCCCUUUUUCAAUCCCAGAAGGAGGAAGGUGUGACCUGAUAGAGUGGGGGCAUGGCCUAAUUGCUCCUCUCUCAACCCCCUUCUCUAAUCCCAAAGGAAGGAAGGGGGCUUGGCCUGGACUGUUCCGCUUUGAUCCCACCCCUUCAAUCCCACAGAAGGAAGGGGCAUGGCCUGACAGUAGGGGCAUGGCCUUGAUCCGUCUCUCCGCCCCAGAAGAAGAGAGGGGCGUGGCCUGAUAGAUUGGGGUGUUGCCUCAAAUUGUCUCUCUGCCUUCUCUUAUCCCAGAAGUACAAAGGGGGUGAGGCCUGGACUGGACCGUUCCGCUCUGGCCCUACUCCAUCUUCAUUCCUGGAGAAGGCAGGAAGGAAGAAGGUGUGGCCUAGCAGAGUGGGGGUCACGGCCUGAAACAGUCUCCCUACCUCCUUCCAUCCCUUGAGCCGGGCCCUCUGGCUCCCCCCUCCUUGCCGCAUGUGUCCCGCGGGCCGGACCCACUGGCGGCGUCCCCCUGUGGCACUGGCGAUGGGCGGGCGGCCAUGCUAGGUGCCGACUUUGCGCUGUACGUGGGGCUGGAGCUGGCCCUGGCGGGGCUAGCAGUUGCCGGGAAUGUUCUGGUAGUGUGGGCCGUGCUGCGCAACCGGCAGCUACAGAGCGUCACUCACCUCUUUGUGGCCUCGCUGGCUGUGGCAGACGUGGCAGUGGGGGUUCUAGCCGUGCCCUUUGCUGUGGCCAUCAGCACCGGUUUCUGCGCUGCUUUCCGUGCCUGCCUCUUCAUUGCCUGUUUUGUUCUGGUCCUCACCCAGAGCUCCAUCUUCUCCCUCCUCGCCAUCGCACUUGACCGCGCCAUCGCCAUCCGCAUGCCCCUCAGAUACAACGCCCUGGUGACCGGCUCCCGUGCCAAGGCCUUAAUUGCUAUCUGCUGGGCUUUGUCCUUCGCCAUCGGCCUGACGCCCCUGUUGGGCUGGCACCGGCACCCACUCGGACCUGGCAAUGGCACGGAGGCCCACAACUGCAGCGGUGACGCCGUGCCCUGCCUCUUUGAAGGCGUGGUCACCAUGGAGUACAUGGUCUACUACAACUUCUUUGCCUGUGUGCUAGUCCCACUGCUACUGAUGUUGGGCAUCUAUCUGAAGAUCUUCCUGGCAGCCCGGCGGCAGCUGAAGCAGAUGGGAGCCAAGAUGGCGCCCGGUGGGGAGCGCUCCUGCUCCACGCUCCAAAAGGAGGUCCAUGCUGCCAAGUCACUGGCCAUCAUUGUGGGUCUCUUUGCCAUCUGCUGGUUGCCUCUCCACAUCCUCAACUGCUACACCUUGUUUUGCCGUGGCUGCGCCCGAGCCCCCCAGUGGCUCAUGUACGUGGCCAUCCUCCUCUCCCAUGCCAACUCCGUGGUCAACCCCCUCAUCUACGCCUACCGCAUCCGCGAGUUCCGCAUCACCUUCCGGAAGAUUCUUGGCCAUCACAUCCUGUGCCGAAAUGCUUGCUGUCGCCGCAAAAACAAGGCUGCCUCCUCCUCCUCUUUUUCGCAGAACAGAAAGAAUGGCGAAAGCGGGGUCCAUUUUGCAACCUCGGCAUGGGGCGGGGAGGACAGCGAGGCCAAUGGGGACCUUGGGGGGCACCACAGCCGUAGCAAUGGGGCUAUGCACAACGGCGAGGCAGCAAUCCAGGAGCUGCUCACGGGCCACGGUUCUGCAGCGACAUUUCCCGACAGGACAUUAUGAUACAUCGAUGCUUGAGGACGAUAUUACGUGAUGGUGGAGAGUGAAAUCAUCAGAAAAUGGCCCUGGUGUGGGAUGAUAUAUAUUCACUAGUUCCCGAUGAGCAGCCAUUUUGUGGGUGAUAUUACAUAAUAGAUGGUGGUCUCAUUAGAAUGAUAAGACCAUCAAGAUCGCCAAAAUUGGGCCCUUCAAUGGAAGGUUACUUUGAGGCGUGAUAGAUAUUCACUUGUUUCUGCUGGGCAGCCAUUUUGAGGGUGAUACUAUACAAAAUACAGUGCUCUCGCUAUGAUGGUAGACCGUCAAAAUGGUCGGAACUGGGGCCUUCAAUGGAAGGUUACUUUGAGGGAUGAUAUAUAUUUGCAUGACCCCGUCAGGUAGCCAUUUUGAGGAUGAUAUUACAUAACAGACGGUGGUUCCGCUAUGAUAAGACCAUCAACAUAGCCAAAACAGUGGCCUUCAAUUGAAGGUUAUUUGAGAGAUGAUAUAUAUUCACUUUUUUCUGUCAAGUGGCCAUUUCGAGGGUGAUACUACACAAAAUACAAUGGUCUCAUUAUGGUACACCAUCAAAACGGUCGGAACUGGGGCCUUCAAUGGAAGGUUACUUUGAGGAAUGAUAUAUAUUUGCAUGACCCCAUUAGGUGGUCAUUUUGAGGGCGAUAAUACAUGACAGACAGUGAUCUUGUUAUUUCAUUUAUUUAUUUCUGGUAUUUCUUUCCUGCCUUUCUCCCAACGGACCCAAGUCAGCUCACAGCAACAUUAAACAUACAAUAUAACAUAAGCCCAUUGAUUAAAACAACCCAAAAGAGUUCCAUGGAUGCUACCUUGUAGACAAUUAUAAUUAAAUUAAAGUAAGAUUAAAUUAAAAGUAGUCUAGAAUUCUCAUAAGGUGAUAAAAUACUAGGCUUCUGUACCAUUUAAUUAACAGCUAUUUCAGACAGGAACGUCUUCAGUUCUUUCCUAAAGGACAAGAGGGUGUGAGGUGCUCUAAUAGCAUCCGACAAUGCUUAUGAUGAUAAGACCAUCAAAAUGGCUGGAACUGGGGCCUUCAAUGGAAGGUUACUUUGAGAGAUGAUAUAUAUUUGCAUGACUCCGUCGGGCAGUCAUUUUGAGAACAAUAAUGUGUUUUUCUUAUGGAUAAUUAUUUUGCAGGAUGAUAUGUAUUCCAGUCAGGGGGCAGUUCAAGGAUGAUAUUACACAAAAGACAAUGGUCUUGUUCAAAAUGGCCGAAACUGGAUCCGUCAAUGGAAAGUACAUUUGUGGGAUGAUAUAUAUCUGCAUGUCCCCAUUGGGUGGCCAUUUUGAAGAUGAUAUUGCUUUUUCUGAUGGGGAAUUAUUUUCAAGGACGGCCAUUUUAAGGAUGGUAUUGCCUUUUCUGGAGGGGAAUUCCUUUCAAGGGUGGCCAUUUUGAGGACGAUAUUGCACUUCCUGAGGGAAAGUUACUUUGUGGGACAAUAUAUAUUUGGGCAGCCAUUUUGAGAAUGAUAUUGUGUUACAGAUAGUGAUCUUGUCAAGACAAUGAAAGGUUCAUGGAAUGAUACAUAUGUGUGUCACCAUCAGGUGGCCAUUUUGAGAAAUGUAUCAUGCCACAGACAUCUUGCUAAGAUGUCUGACAGUCCAAAAUUGUGGACGAAAUGGGGAUCAAAUUGAAGCCCAUAAUUGUGUGUACUACAAAUACCGCCCAUUUUGGGGAUGAUGGGAAGUCAACUCACUCGUGUCCAUGUAAUAUGGUUGUUUUGUGUGUAUAUAUUUUGUACUCAAUAAAGUAGGAACAUGUGCAUGCAAUUCAAUCUCA